Messenger RNA from Mesocricetus auratus (golden hamster), 1433 nucleotides. It is a transcript of the gene Anxa13, whose product is annotated as annexin A13. Bases 79 to 1029 code for a protein of 316 amino acids. Gene Ontology annotation, molecular function: calcium-dependent phospholipid binding; calcium ion binding. The transcript has 11 exons. Lineage: Eukaryota; Metazoa; Chordata; Mammalia; Rodentia; Cricetidae. The record is from RefSeq and is a predicted model, not a curated record. Gene Ontology annotation, cellular component: cytoplasm.
CCUGAGAAACCCAUUAUAAACUUUGUCUGUGGGAGGGCUGGUCUCUUCCUGAAACCGGGGACAGACAGAGAAGAGGAGAUGGGGAAUCGCCACGCCAAAGAGAAAAGCCAUCUGGGCUUUGACGCAGACCGAGAUGCCAAAACGCUGUACAAAGCCUGCAAAGGAAUGGGAACGAACGAGACAGCCAUCAUCGAAGUCUUAUCAAUCAGGACAUCCGAGGAGAGGCAACAGAUAAAGCGGAAGUACAAGGAGAAGUAUGGCAAGGACUUAGAGGAAGUGCUCAAAGGUGAACUGAGUGGAAACUUCGAGAAGACGGCUUUGGCCCUUCUGGACCGUCCCAAUGAGUAUGCCGCGCGGCAGUUGCAGAAAGCCAUGAAGGGCUUGGGCACCGAUGAGGCUGUGCUCAUAGAGAUCCUAUGCACACGAAGCAAUAAGGAAAUUGUGGCCAUCAAAGAAGCCUACCAAAGGCUAUUUGGCAAGAGCCUUGAAUCUGACGUCAAAGGCGAUACAAGCGGAACUCUAAGAAAAAUUCUGGUGUCCGUGCUGCAGGCCAGUCGGGAUGAAGGGGAUGCCGUGGACAAGGACCUAGCUGGUCAGGACGCCAAAGAUUUGUAUGAUGCAGGGGAAGGCCGCUGGGGUACCGACGAGCUGGCAUUCAAUGAAGUCCUGGCCAAGAGGAGCUACAAGCAGCUGCGUGCCACCUUCCAGGCCUAUCAGAUUCUCAUUGGCAAGAACAUGGAAGAAUCCAUCGAAGAAGAAACAUCGGGAGACUCGAAGAAAGCCUAUUUAACUAUAGUGAGAUGUGCCCAGGACCUCGAGGGCUAUUUUGCUGACCUACUGUACAAGGCCAUGAAGGGCAUGGGGACAGAUGAGGAGACACUAAUUCGCAUCAUUGUGACCAGAGCUGAGGUAGACCUUCAGGGGAUAAAAGCCAAGUUCCAGGAGAAAUAUCAGAAGUCUCUCUCUGACAUGGUUCGCUCAGACACUUCUGGGGACUUCCAGAAACUGCUGGUGGCUCUUCUGCACUGAGUCAAACCAGAGCAGUAGGAAUGUGCGGAGAGGUCGCCUUAUCAGGAUUGUUCAACAUAACAAAUCAAACCUCCAAACCAGGCUUUUACCUGAAAACCUUUCACCUCCUGGAUUGUUUCCUUGGCAAUGUAAGGUGCCCCAAGGCCAAACUGUUGAAAUCAAUUGCAGAAUCCUCCAAAUGCUACAGCAGUUCACCCUGAAUGCUGGCUUAGCAAAAACCUAAACCACAUCUCAAUUUUCCUUCAGCAUUAUGAGUGAGUGCUUCCUAAGCUGCUGGGGAGGAAAGCUGAACAUUUAUAAUAAAAUGUUUAGAAAAUUACAUGCCUCCCAGAUGUAUAGAGCCAAAGCAGAGAUUAAAUGGCUAACGUGGAGUGAAGACAAGAUUAAACGGUGUGUUCAUUUCC